AAAAGCGCAAUCUUUGUUGACAAACAAGAGAAGUGGUGAAGUGGUGGCGCAGCCACAGCCAAGAAACGGGGAAGACAAGAAGAGGGCAUGGAUCGCAUCAUAGUCUUUUACUUCCCAAGCUGAAAAAAAAAAAAAAACUGCUAGCCCUAAAAAAAACUUUCCUUUCCAAAGUGAAUGGGCAGCAGGUGGAGAGCUACUGCUUCUCUUCUCCUUAACCACAUAACCACAAAAGCUUUUAAAUUUCUUUCACCUAAUCUUCCCAGACCUAUUUAUCACUCACACCCUUUAACCCAAACUGUUUGUGGCUUCAAAUUCAGGUCAUUUUCUGCAAUCCCUUCUCGGGUUUCGGUUUACAGUAAUGAAAUUGAAUCUGGGUCUCAUGAUUUGGCUAUUAAUUAUGAUCUGGGACCUAAAGAAGAUGAAGAAUCUGGAAAGAUCCCUGUUAAAGCAUACUUCCUUUGUACCAGUAUUAAUUUGAAGAGCAUGCAAGCAGAGAAUUUAAGCUAUGUUGUUCCUCCAACCUCUCGCUCAACGAAUUAUGUUGUCCUCAAAUUUUUCGAUUUCUCUUCAGAUAUUAGUGCACUUGGAAUAAGAGAGUAUAUCAGCUGCCGCUACAUGGUUGUAUUCCAAUAUGGAUCUGCUGUUCUAUUUAAUAUUGAGGAUCCUGACGUUGAAAGGUACCUGGAAAUGGUAAGGAGGCAUACUUCUGGAUUGCUCUCCGAGAUGAGGAAAGAUGAUUAUGCCAUAAAAGAGAAACCACUUCUGGAUGAGGAUAUGCAGGGAGGCCUCGAUUACAUUGUCCUCAAAACUUUAGACACUGAUAGUAUUCGCAUUAUUGGAAGUGUGCUUGGGCAAAGUAUUGCUUUGGACUAUUUUGUUUCACAGGUUGAUGGAAUGGUUGAAGAGUUUGCUGGCAUAAAUCGUGCAAUGGAAAAAACUGGUACUUUCUCAAUGGAUAGGAAAAAGCUCCUUCAACUUGUUGGGAAGGCUAAUUCAAAUUUAGCUGAUGUGAUUCUUAAAGUUGGUCUUUUUGAGAGAUCUGAAAUUGCUUGGAGGGAUGCAAAAUAUGCUCAAAUAUAUGAGUACCUCAGGGAGGAGUAUGAAGUUACUCAACGCUUUGGAAAUUUGGAUUUCAAAUUAAAAUUUGUAGAGCACAACAUUCAUUUCCUUCAAGAAGUUAUCCAAAACAGACGAUCUGAUCUUUUGGAAUGGUGCAUUAUAUUCCUGCUGAGCAUAGAGAAUAUUAUAUCAAUAUAUGAGAUAGUUCAAGGAUGAAGUGCAGAAACAUCACUGAUUUGAUAGACACUAGGCAUACGAGAAAAGUUGGGAUCACCAGAUGGAGUGACAAGUUAACAAUUUAAUCUUUUAUAGAGAAGAUCAAUUCUUCAAUAUUUUUCUGUGAUACAUGAUAUUAUUUUUGCAGUAUAGCGUGACAAUUCCUGGUGUCCAUUUUGUACGAUCACUUUUACCAAUAGAAAAUUCCGAAGCCAAAGGCAACCUUUUCAA
Populus trichocarpa (black cottonwood) is the source of this 1506-nucleotide messenger RNA. RefSeq names its product protein RETARDED ROOT GROWTH, mitochondrial. NCBI's taxonomy places the organism in Eukaryota, Viridiplantae, Streptophyta, Magnoliopsida, Malpighiales, Salicaceae. Bases 175 to 1275 code for a protein of 366 amino acids. The transcript has 7 exons. The record is from RefSeq and is a predicted model, not a curated record.